ACAACCACGCCCCCAAAUGCUGACAACCGCGCCGCCCAAACACUGAGCACAACAUCACCACCAAUGCGCCCUUCAUACUCCUAACCUUACAAUCGCGCCUCGCACCAUCCCUCCAGCCAUCCCAUCACCCACCUUCCUCCGCACAAUGGCGCUCGGAACCGUUCUCCCCUUCUGGCCCGCCCUUCUCUUCACCUACCUAGAGCCUAUCUCACUCCUCCUCGGCUGGGACGCCGCCUGGAACUCCCCCUCGGCCUUCGUAACCCGCCAACUUCCCAGCACGACCCUCACCCCGGUCCCCGCCGGCGCCCUCGUCCUCUCCCACACCACCGGCAACAUUUUCGUCCUCCUCGCAGCACUUGCAAUACUCUGCACUGCCAUCACGCGCGACGCCCGCGUCGCGAAGUACUACCUGCUAUUUGUCGCGGCGGGGGAUCUGGGACAUAUCUAUAGCAGCUAUGUCGUGAUGGGACCCAAGGUGUUCUGGGAUUUCUCAGCAUACAACGAUAUGAUGUGGGGAAACAUUGGGGUUAGUGCUUUUCUGCAUGUAAAUCGGUUGGCGACGGUGUUGGGGGUGUUUGGGCGGUUUGGAGGACAGAUGAAGUAAGGGCGUGUGAGAGGGCACGUUUGGGAAGACUUUCGUGUCCUAGGGCGGUAAGACAUGAAAAGUAAUGCGGAAACAUGGCGUCUUGUGGAACAGUGCAAAGGCGACAUUGCACUAUGGGCCCGAUAGGUCGAAUGUCAGUAAGCACAAUGCCAAUUUCAAUGGAGAAUAACUAUCAGAGAGCCCUAUCCCGUACGCCAAAAGUAGACUGAAGAAAAG
Messenger RNA from Paraphaeosphaeria sporulosa, 820 nucleotides. RefSeq lists its product as uncharacterized. The transcript has 2 exons. NCBI's taxonomy places the organism in Eukaryota, Fungi, Ascomycota, Dothideomycetes, Pleosporales, Didymosphaeriaceae. The coding region runs from base 146 to 604 and encodes 152 amino acids. The record is from RefSeq and is a predicted model, not a curated record.